AUGGACUUGCAGAGCCGCAGAGGCACAGGCACAAUUUUCACUCUUGAGAGGAGACUGCACAUGAUACAAGCAGAGCCGGAGGCACGGGUACAGGUUUCAUUUUUCAAUCUUGAGAAGCCAGCCACUCUUCCUUUAAGCCUUAAAGAUCACAUUGGGCCCCAAAAUCCUGUUGGCGUAGACAAUUUGACAACCCAGCCCAUAAGCCCACUCUUUUGUGGCCAAUCUCCGCCGUUAAUCUACUACAGUGUAGAAAUAGAAACACCAUACCCAGCAAUGCUGUCCCCUACUCCACUCUCUCUUUUUUGUGCUUUGCUCCUCUGUUUGCCUUUAGCCAUUGUCUUCACCGUCACCACCCCCACCUCCACCACUACUUCUACCACCGGCGGCGUCACAGUCACGAACUCCACUUACAGAGACACCCAUGCAAUUCAAGAACCCAAACCUCAAACGAAUCUCAAUAAUCAAAAAAUUAUAGCCAAAAUUAAAAUUAAACCUCUGGGUUCUCCACCGCCACCACUAAAAGAAGACGAUGAGCAAAUCCUCCAACUUGCAUCCCGGGUUGACCCGAAUCUGAGACUACCUGGAAAGUUAGCAUAUUUGUUCUUAACCACCACUCCUCUCCCUUUUGCGCCACUUUGGGAUCUCUACUUCAACCAAACCCCCAAAACCCUCUUCAACAUCUAUGUCCACGAAUACCCAAAAACCACCAACACCCCUCCGUUCACCGGCGUGUUCGCUGACCGAGCCAUUCCUUCGAAGCCCUCUAAACGCAACACUCCCACGCUUUCCUCCGCGGCGCGUCGAUUACUAGCGCACGCGCUUCUCGAUGACCCCUCGAAUGCAAUGUUUGCUUUACUUUCCCCGUCGUGCAUUCCGAUCCAUUCCUUUAACUUCACUUACAGAACGUUAAUGAACUCCACGAAGAGCUUUAUCGAGAUUCUGAAGAACGAGAAAAACGCGCACGGUAGAUGGGCGGCGCGCGGAGAGGAAGCGAUGCUCCCGGAAGUGACGUUGGAGGAAUUUCGAAUCGGGUCCCAGUUCUGGGUCCUGACACGUAAACACGCGAGGAUUGUCGUUGGUGAUAAGAGGCUUUGGCCCAAAUUUAAUCAACCGUGUUUGGAUAUACGCAAUUGUUAUCCGGAAGAGAAUUACUUUCCGACGCUUAUUCGCAUGGUGGAUCCACAGGGGAGCGUGCCGGCUACUCUGACGAACGUGGACUGGAGAGGGAGACGAGAUGGGCACCCUCGGGUGUACAACGCGUCAGAGGUUGAGCCUGGUUUGAUCAUGUCGCUCAGGAAGGGGAGGCCGAGGUAUGGUGAUGAUGGAACUAACGGCUCUGAUUCGUCCGUCACGCGACGGAGCCAUCCGUUCCUGUUUGCGAGAAAGUUCUCCCCCGACUCCGUUGUUCCUUUGUUGAGUAUAACAAACGUCAUAUUUAAGGAUUAG
This is a messenger RNA of Tripterygium wilfordii, 1446 nucleotides long. RefSeq names its product glycosyltransferase BC10-like. The record is from RefSeq and is a predicted model, not a curated record. Gene Ontology annotation, cellular component: membrane. The coding region runs from base 1 to 1446 and encodes 481 amino acids. The transcript has 4 exons. Gene Ontology annotation, molecular function: glycosyltransferase activity. Lineage: Eukaryota; Viridiplantae; Streptophyta; Magnoliopsida; Celastrales; Celastraceae.